UAUUUCUAUUUCUUGAACUGUUCAUAAUUCAACUACCUAUCACGCUGUCAGAUACCAUUUCACUGUUAUACAGUUGGUGUUAAUUAUUGAAGAUAUUCUUAGAUGAAAUAUAAAACAUCUUUGUCAACCGAUCGCAGGUAAUGCGUAGUAAACAAACGUGGAAACGUUUACCGCGUGUGCCUCAAGAAAUGCAGGUCGUCAAAUCUUAAGAUAAUAAUUAUUAAAAUAAUUUUAUAUUUAAGAGAAAAAUGCCGGUCGACAGUCGACGAAAUCAGGGUCCUGAUUCUUCGGUACCAUUUAUGUUAUACUCCACCCGUGAAAAGAAGGAUUAUAAAACAGUGAAGAGUGAAGUUUUUAAAAAGGGAUUGAGAAAAGAUGGGAGAAAAUGGGAUCAACAUCGUAAAGUUUAUUUGAAAACUUCGGUCGUAACUCAAGCAAAAGGGUCAGCUUUUAUUGAGCAAAACAAUACCAAAGUUAUAUGUUCUGUUUUUGACCCCCGAGAAAUACCACGUAAAUCAGAUUAUAGUGUGAAUGGUGAACUGUACUGCGAGUUCAAAUAUGCACCAUUUUCGUGUCUUACUCGGAGAGGCCAUCAGCAAGAUGCUGAAGAAAAGGAGUUCAGUUUGAUUCUUCGACGUGCACUUGAACCAGCUGUGUGUCGGCAUGAAUUUCCAAAUUUUCAAGUUGACAUUUAUGCAUUAGUUUUGCAAGAUGAUGGUUCUGCUUUAUCAGCAGCAAUAACGUGUGCUAGUCUUGCAUUGGCUGAUGCUAGUGUACCAAUGUAUGACCUUGUUGCUUCUGUAACUUUGGGAGUACAUGACGAUUUGAAAUUUUUAGAUCCUACAGCAGAAGAAACUAUACUGUGCAACACUUCUCCUAGAACUUUACAAAAUCAUGGCACUAUAGUGUUUUCUUAUUCAGCUUCUCAACAACAAAUUUCAGAAUAUGCCCAAACAGGUGCAAUGAAUUUGGAUUGUAUUACUAGUGCAAUAGAUAUAUUAACUAGAGCAUGUGAUGACAUUUAUCCUCUGUCACAACAAUGUUUGGUAAAAAGUGUUGCAAAAUCAGUGAAAAGGAAGAAGAAGAGGGAAGAGAAACUAAAUAGGGAAAGAGCUAUUUUGGCUGAUGAAAAUGAACCUCCCAUUAAUGAGUGAAGAAUUGAAGUUCUGUUAAAAGGAUGUAUAUUUACUGUCUACUUGAAUUUUGUUUUUUGUGCUUAAAAUGCCUUAACAUUCCGGAUGAUUACAUGUGCAAAUGUUUUACAUUUUCUAUUUUAAUUGUGUGGUUGACUACUUUUCAUUUAAAAACAAACAUUUUUAUGGGUCUGAUUGUAGAUGUUCAUUUAAUCAUGAAUUUGAUGUAUGUAAACAUUUAUCACAUACUGACUUUAUUAGAAGGAUGAGCAAGUAAAGUUUUGGUUUCUAACAGAAUUUUUAUCUCUUUUCCAAUUCAGUUCCUAAAUACCUUAGUAAUUGUUUUAAAUAAUAAAAUAUAGAAACAACAUCUUGAAAAUUGAAGUUUCAUGGAGAAAAUUCUAUUUUCUGAAUUUGUUUUACAUAUAUUUUCUAAAUUUGUUUUACAUAUAAAUGGGUUUCACAAAAUACUUGUUUUUAGCAACCGUUUAUUAUAAAUCAUUGCUUUUUCGGAAUGGUUUGAAUUGUUUGCAUGAUGAUUAGGACAAAAUACAGUGCUCCAUUUAAACUUUUAAUUGCAGAAUAAGUUAUUCAUGCCUGAAUGCUCUUUGAUUCCUGAGUGUAAGUACUGGCAAUAGGUUCAGUACAGAAUAAUUUUUUUAGAGAAAAAAUAGGUAAAUUGUUAAAAAGAGACUAUUGGACUAUUCAUUGAAUUGUUUAAAAUGUUAAAUGCAAUUCAUAUUUUGAAGGCAAAGAUUUUUUUUCCCCCUUGAUAUGUGGAAAAUAUUCUACAAAUAUAUAAUACACGUUUGGAUUUUUGAUGUUUAACUCGCUUUUUAUUUUCUACUCGAGAUAACAGAAAAUCGGUUGAUGUUUUGAAGACGUACUAUCUGACGUUUUCCCCCAUAAUUUAGUAUUGGGG
This is a messenger RNA of Gryllus bimaculatus (two-spotted cricket), 2055 nucleotides long. NCBI's taxonomy places the organism in Eukaryota, Metazoa, Arthropoda, Insecta, Orthoptera, Gryllidae. The record is from the annotation of a GenBank genome assembly.